This is a messenger RNA of Aplysia californica (California sea hare), 6298 nucleotides long. RefSeq names its product poly [ADP-ribose] polymerase tankyrase. The record is from RefSeq and is a predicted model, not a curated record. NCBI's taxonomy places the organism in Eukaryota, Metazoa, Mollusca, Gastropoda, Aplysiida, Aplysiidae. Gene Ontology annotation, molecular function: NAD+ poly-ADP-ribosyltransferase activity; protein binding.
UCAAAGUAAUGAAAUACUGUUUCAAUUAUUUGUAGUAUUUUAAUAGAUUGUACCAUAAUUGAUUUUCACGCUCAGUCUCACUCUUACAAAACAAAUUUAAAUGUGCUACCGAUCUGUUUUCACUUAAGUGUUGUAUCAGCUGGAAAAUGGCGGCCUUGUACUAGGCUGCCACCGGCAUUCAAACAUAAGUUUACACAAGAUUUUGCACGCGUGCUUUGCAAUUGUCGACAAAUCUCUUAAGUCUUUCGUCGGAAAGCAAGAGAGACGGAGUCUGAGGUUGUCUUCACUCUGACUGAUUUUUCUGAAUGACUGGCCAAAAUGGCAAGUAAAGAUGAUAAAGCUGGGGAAGCAGCAAUGGCGACGACAUCCUCUGAAGAAAAAGCCCCAGCAUCUGGAAGCAAACGUAAAGCCCGUCAGAUAGAGGUAGAGCCACGCACCCCGCUCAAACGUCAGCGAGUUCCUGUGUCGAGGUUCCAGUCACCCCUGGAGGAGCUUGAGCCCCGUUUCAAGCCAGAGAAAGAGGACAAAAAGAAAGACGAUGUGGUCACCUUAUACAAGAAAAACACUUUCUUGGCUGUCCGUGGUGCCGAAGGUUCCUUCUACCUGUGUCGCACAGCCCAGAACAUCUACAGCACCACCAAGAGACUGCGCAUCCAGUGGCUGAGCCUGGAGAAGAGCCCGGACCUCUACAAGUUUGACUAUGUGGACAGCACAGAGCUGGAGACGGUCCUCACAGAGAUCACCAUGGACAAAGUGUCCAAGACCAGCUACAAGCUCCCCGCCAGUGAGCAGAAGAGAGCCGAGAAGAUCCUGGACCGGGCAAUUAGGGUGGAGCAGGGGAUGGCCACCGCUGAUGAGGUGGAGGAGGAGGCUCUGGAGGAGAUAGAGGAGGAGGAGGAGGAGGAGGAGCCCAGUGAUGAGGAAGAUGAUGAACCACCCAAGAAGCAAGGUCGCAGUGCGAGGAAGACCCCAAACAAAGGUGGUAGAAGUAAAGCAUCAACCCCCGCCAGUAAAAAGAAAGAAAAGGAGGCAGCAAAGCGACAGAAAGCGAAGGAAAAAGCGAAAGCGAGCAAGCAGAAAGAUAAAAAGGAAAGGAAGAAAGGCCCAGAUAGAAAUUUGAAGCCUAAUGGAAAAAUUAGAAUAUUGGAGAAAGAUCCAUUUUUUGAGACUAAAGACAAAGUGCCUAAGAUCUCGCCUCAAGUGACCACUAAGCUGAUCUUCCGGGCGGUCAACAUGGGUGACGUGGAUGCCCUCAAGGACUUGCUUAACAGGACGGAGGGAGUCUGCCCCUUUGAGAUAUUGCGCUCGGUGGACAACGAGGAAAAUGCCCUCCAAGUGGCCGGUGAACUGGGACGCAAGGAGAUGGUUGGUCUGCUCACCGACGAGUUCUUCAAUCGCAAACUGGCACAGCAGAGGAAGCGGAAACACCCACCGGCUCCCGUCAUCUCCAGCAUGAGCACCGGAGAGUACAAUCCAGUGUACUUGGGCAUCCAGAAUAUCCGGGCCUUGAAGGUCAGCAGAGGCAACAAAGAGGGGAAUGAAGCGUUUUUGAAGGAUCGUGGCGGCAGUUACUGCAAUGCGUCUGAUGUGGUGAAGCAGUGGAUGUCUCAAGGUGUGUCUGUGGACGUGAUGGAGAGCUUCUUCCUGGCCUACUCCGUGGCUGAAGAGACCACCAGGGAUGAGGAGCUGUACAUGGCCAUCGACGAGAUCAACACAGCGGUGAAGAGAGGCCAUCGUCGUCUGGCUGCCAAGUACGUGGCUGAGGCCGAGAGGUUGUCGGGAUACGGCUUCAACUUUCUGCACAAAGAGGUGCUGAACUUUGAAAAGGAGGAUCUGAGGGACAUUAUUCUGGCUGCCUCCGUACGCAAAAAACCAUUCUCCAAUGACGCUGUGACCCCCCUCCACUGCGCAGCCAUCAACCCAAACGUGAAGUACCUGCGUCGGCUGCUGUCCAUAGAACCAGACAUCAACAUACAGACACGCAGUCGUGCCCGGCCCAUCCACUACGCCGCUGUCUGUGAGGGGACUGGACCUCUCGACUUUUUACUGGAAAGACAUGCCAGCCCGAGUGAGGCGGACUCCAGCGGAGAACUCCCCAUCCACUGGGCCGCCCGCAGUGGACGACACAAGAACAUCGAUGUUUUAAUCAAACAUGCCAAGUCUGAUGCAAUGGGUGGAGUUGUCAACGAGAAGUGGGGUGUGGGCAACGUCAACCGGCCCAACAGGUUCUCCGAGUGUCCACUGCACAUAGCCGUACAGGCUGGACAUCUGGAUACGGUGCGCACGCUGAUUAAGCAUGGAGCAGACGUGAACAAACAGCUGUCGGCUGGCAAGGGCAAGGUCACGCCACUCAUGCUGGCCUCGCAGGCCGGCUCUCUCAACAUGGCGCGUGUGUUGGUACAGAGUGGUGCCGCUGUCGAGAUUGUGGCUUCAUCAUCUGGCAGCAAACAAUAUCAAGCUCAAGGGAGAACACUGGAACCCACAGGUGGACUUGGAGGCCAUGAAGAUCACAGUCAAGAUGGCGGAGGUUCUCAUCGGCGCGGGCUGCGACCCGAGGCUGCGCACCAACGACGGGAAGACUCCCAUCAUGCUGGCGAUAGAGCAGGUGAAUGUGGAGCUGGUGGAGUACCUGGUACAGCAGGGUGGCACGGUGUCUUCGGACAAGAACACUGAUGAGAAGACUGUUCUUCACCUGAUGGCUGAGCAGUGUUGUGCCACCGACCUCACCCCCAUGCUCAAGAUCCUGGCUGAGCCGCCCAGGACCGUGGUCGCUGAACAGAGCAAGGUGGCAGCACCAUCAGGGCCGAAGGAGAAUGGCAAAGUCAACGCCCAGCCCCUGGAGCAGAAGGAGGCGGAGCCUAUGGAGGUGGACACGCCCACUGGGACGGAGAAACCGGCACCAGCCGCAGACGGAGAAGCUGAAGCAAAAGCUGUGGCUGCCAACAGCAUUAACGGGGAGGGCAAUGAGGCUGUGAAGGAGGACAAAGGAGAGAAGCAGCCGGACGCCUCCGGAGACGCCCCAGCUGCAGCAGGCACUGCCGGGACAGCUGAGAACAGCGGGGACAAGAAGCCAGCUGCUGAGACGCCCACAUCAACAGCCGCACCCCCCGCUGCACCCACACCCACCACCGCUAGCGCCCCCUCACAGGAAGAGACACUGCGUAAAAUGGCCAAGGACCGAGACUUCCUGGGCUUCACCCCGCUCCUGCGCGCAUGUCAGGUGUACAGCACCUUCAAUCCUAACCAGCGUGGAGCCAGGGACAGUUUCAAGGCCCAGAAUGCCCUGAACUUCAUCCAGGCCCUAGUGGAACUGACAGGAUCCGACGUGAACGCAACAGUUGGACCCAAGAACAUGCCGGAGGAACCCGAGCUGCACUACGCUCCCGAAGGGAAAAACUCGGCCCUCCACUUCAUGAUCAACCCAGCGUGUGAGACUGAGAAGGCCAGCAUGGGUUCAGGUCUUCGUUUGCUGCUUCGCUUCAAGCCUGACACUAACCAGAGGGACCAAAAGGGGAAGACACCACUCAUACUGGCUGUGGAGACAGAGAAAGAGUCUAUUGUCAAGGCUCUGCUGGAGGCAGGUGCUGACCCCAACGUUGCCAUGGCGAUUGGACAGGCCCAGGUGUCGGUGCUGCUCCUAGCUGCACAGCGAAAUUCUCUGGGGAUCAUGAAGCUACUGAUUGAUUUCAAGGCAGACGUGAAGAGCUGUCACUCUGAGACUUUACAGACGCCGGUCCAUAGCAUGGUCAUGAACAGAGUGAGGGAGGAUGAAACCAUCGCCAUGAUCCAAACACUCCUCCAGGCGGGGGCGGACCUGAACGCCGUAGACCGCGAGGGGGACACGCCCCUCCACAUAGCCGUGCGCAGCAACAAGGGACACUCGGACGCCUCCACCAGCCUGGAGGAGUUCCUGCUGGACAGAGGGGCUGACGUGUUUGCCAAGAACAAGAGUCUGCUCAUGCCUCUGCACAUCGCGCUGGACAAGUCCCAAGUGGACCCGAUCGAGCUGUGCAGCUUGUUGACCAGCUUCAUGCGUGACCAGCGUGUGGACGAGCCCACACAGAGAGGGUUCACUCCCCUGCUCUACGCCGCCUGCUCCGGCGCCACCAUCUGCUGUAUGCAUCUUCUGCAGAGAAAUGCCAACAUUGAGGCGAAGGAGUUCCGAGGAAACACUCCCAUCAACCUGGCAGUCCACCUGGGCCACGACAGCUGUGCCAUCAUGUUGAUGCAGCGGCACGCCAGUCUGUCCCACCCCAUCGUGGUGAGCCUCCCGGAGAAGCUGGAGGAGAAGAAGAACCAGGCGGAGGAGGAAAAGAAGAGGAAGAGACCGGUCAUGCUGUGGCGCCCUCGCAAACAGUGGGAGUGUGCGCGCCCCAAGGAAUGGCCAGGGGAGACCAUGACCUUGUUUGAGGGAGCGGUCAAGAAUGACCUGACUGGGGUGGCACACAUGUUGCUGGAUGCUCUGGGCAUGCCCAUGGAAGCUGUGGAGGCGGCGCUGAACCUGAGCAAGUUCAACCUGGCUCUGCGUCUGCUGCGUCGUAUCCCAGACGUGAGUCGUCUCCACGCCCUCAACAAGGAUGGGCAGAACCUCUUCCACGUGCUGGCCCUCAAGACCAACCGAAACUCUCCUGACCUGCAGACCAAGGUGGCGGGCGCCCUGUUGGAGAAGCGUCUGCCGCUGGGAGAGAAGGAUGGGCGAGGCCUGACCCCCCUCAUGUACGCCGUGCUCAAACACCAGUCUGUGGCUCUGGGGAAAUUCCUCAUACAGAACGACCUUCAGUACAACCCGAAAGUGCGAGACAACCUGGACCGAGACAUCAUGGCAGCCUUCAUGUGGGACUACAGCUGGGUGUCUGACAAAUUCAAGACGGAGGAAGUCCGAGAGUGGCUGGAGGUACUGACCACCAGAGGGAGAGUCUCACUGGACACCCUGUACGACCACCCCCUCCCCGACCCCCUCCUGCUGGGAGCCAGUGUGGACCUCCGACAGCCCGACUACUUUGAGACCCGCGGUGGCCACCGCACCACCCCCUUGAUCUUCGCCAUUCGCAAUUACGACUUUGGCCUAGCCAAGUUCAUGUUACAGAAAGGAGCCAGCCCAAAUUUCCCUGACAGUCACGGCCUCACCCCGAUGAUACACGCCGUACAGAUGAAUGACGUGAAGAUGGUGAAGCUGCUGUUGAACUACGACUAUGACUUAGACUCGGACUCCACACUUACCUCAGACCAAGCCAACCUCAAGCCUCAGCUUUCCAAGGAACAGUCUAGACAGGUGCUCAACAUCAACUUUGCCACGUCCAGGGAGAAAAAUCCGGACGACCUUCUGGAUGAAGAGGUGGAGCCUGCGGAGGACGACGCAGUGUCACUGUCGAAACACACUGAGGAGAAUGAGGACUCAGUCGAUCUCAACGACGGAGAAGAUUGUGCGCCACACGGCCAAGAACCUGUUUGUCCUGUUUACCCGUUGGGGCCGCAUCGGCAGCCGGGGCCAGUACCAGCACACACCCUUCCAGAGCCUGGCCGAGGCAGCCAAAGAGUUCUGUAAGAUCUACAAGUCCAAGACAGCCAACGACUGGUACCAGACCACCAAGUUCCAGAACCAUCCCAAGAAGUACCGGCUGAUGCCCCGCGUGGAGAAGCAGCGCCUGAAGCAUCACAAGGUGGAGCUGAGUCUGGACACAUCGCUGGCCAGCGGGCUGCCCGAGGCUGUGCUUGACCUGGUCACUGAGAUUAGCAACGUAAGCAUGUUCGAGGCCUCCAUCAACAAAGUGGGUCUGGACACGGAGCUCAUGCCCUUUGGCCGGAUGAACCGCGAGACACUGCUGGAGGCUCGCAGAGUGCUCACUGACAUCAGCGAGCUCAUUGACAAAGCCACCAAACUGAGGAACAACUUGACAACACAGUUGCAUGCCGAGUACCAGGCCAUUUGUGAAGAGGGUCGAGCCUGUCCCUGGGCCAGGUGCAGCAGAUGGUGUACCACCCGCCGGCGUCCAUACAACACAACGAGUACAUUGUCCACAACGCUGACCAGGUGGCCAUACGCUAUCUGGUCAUGUACAACGGAUAGGCUUCCUCACUCACUCCCUCACUCACUCAUGCUUCAGCAUUUCAUUGAGGCUUUUCAAAAUGUUUGUUUGUCACGGGUUAUUUUGUUUUGUUUUGGGAAAAAGCGCGUGUCCCCGAAACCCCGCUCCUCCCUCCGUGAGGUUAUUAGAGGGUUUUUUUGGUGGGUUGUUUUGUUUGUUUUUCUAAACAAAAGCUCAUAUAUAUGGCUGCUGGUUGUGGGAAUUUUAAACAG